UGAUAUUGCGUUUGACCUUCAGUCACGAGUUUUUCACGCUAACGUCACAGACUUUUGUUGACGUAUGAAAACAAAAUAUCAUACUUACAAACCUGCUUUCAUCUCCGAUCUCUCGCUUUUUAGGGUCGCAUUCUGUUUCGAAAAGUAAAAUGUGUAUACAGGUUUAACAAAAGGGCAAAACAAAUGUGUGAAGUAUUACAUUCCAGCAGAGAAGGAGGACCGAUUCACAGUAUAAAUGCGAGAGCGCCAAAUUUCGGUCACGCAGGCAUUUUAUGUGACAAAGUACAACAUAACUUCAACGGUAAAAUGCGUUCGGAAACAGAGGUAAGAUAGAAGUUUUUGGUUUAAGUUUGAUAGAAAUAGGCCGAUGAUUUAUUAUCGUUUCAUGUUGAUGUGCUAUGUCAUGAAAACUCUCGGAUCAUUCGAGUCUCAUUGUCUUCCUUGUCUCGAUGUUUCGUAAUGUGUAUUUUGUUAAUGCAUAUAUAUAGUAUCUCUUGGUGGAAGUGCGUUACCCAAGAACAUACAGACAUCUUGACAAAGGAAAAUACACAGAUUAUGAAAUAUACAUAGAGGUAUUCAUAUAUAUUUUCAAUUCUUAACUUUUUUGUUAUAUACGCUUGUACAACUAUAAAAUGUAGAGAAUGUAGGCGGCCUAUCUUUUGAGGACGACGUGAUAUUGAAAUUGAUAUGCAACGUAUUUUGUUUUAGACGAACAAAAUUGCUUUUUCAAGACGUACUUCGACUGUAAGAAGACGUUUCUCGGAAUUUUUGUGGCUGAGAAGACAACUAGCGAGUGUCGAAGUCAAUGGUUUAGGAAAGUGAGUGCGUUUCGGGGCGAAAAUGAAGCCAAAUGUUUACUUAAUUAAAUAUUCAGUGUAUCUCGAUCACUGUUGCGUAACCUGUUGGCGUUGCGUAGUUUCACUAUUUGUGUUACCAGGAAACUUGAGCCAGAAAAGAAGGGAAUUCGCCAGUUUCUCGUUACAUGUUAAUUGUCGUUCAUGAGUAAUCAAUAUAUUUUAGCUAGAAAGAACAUUGAUACUUUGUAGAAUUACAGUAUUAAAAAAUAUUUUCACCUUGGCUUUUGACUGACUUUGAGUGGGAGUCAGGCCACGGACAGCCACUUUUGCAUUUAGACAGCCACUUAUUCACAGAUGGCCAUGGGGGGCCUGGGAAAAUGUUUUCUGUAAACCGCAACUCACAUGCUUUGUGAUAUUUCUUGAAUAGCCCAAAAGUUGUCUGCUGUUGCUUAAUACAUAUGCUUCAAUACUCUUUUCUCAAAAAGAAUUAUGAGUCAUGAUUUCAAGCACUAUGUUUUUUUACUAUAUCCAUAAAAAUAGCUACACAAUCAUAACAACCAUGUAAAAGUGAGGUGAGCGCCUCUAUGAAUGACACUAAAAAUAUUGUCAAAAGUUUUAAUACAGUCCAUCCCAAAUGAAUGACACCUCCCUUGAGCAGACAUUCCUAUUAAAUAGACACACAGCUGCAAUAGCAUGGCCUCCUUCACCCACAUGUGUCUCAUAGGUUACCUCCUCCUCAGGCUCUUAUUUUCAGCUGUGGAUUAUACAAAUGCUGUGGCUAUUUUAUUUUUGGCACAUAUCAGUGGCAUAUAUAUAGAUCAGUGGUUGGGAAAAGACUUGAUGUAUGAUGGGAAGAUUCUCCCCCCCCCUGCAUUCACAUAAAGUGACUGCGGAUGAGGGAGGGUUGCCAACGCAAGCCCACAAGAGAGUUAUUAGACAGAUUUAGAGAACGCAAACGUCAAAGACGACGUGAAAAUGGCAUCAUCCUCAAUCUAAAUCUGUCUAUUAUUCCUGUGGAGGAGGCUAUGUACAGUAAGCCUGCCAAGUUCAGUGGCUUCUGAUUGAUCUGGGAUGGUGUAGGUUAAUACGUCUCCUGGAAAGGGAUGCUAAAUUGCUAAUUGCAUAAUGGUGUAUACCCACUACCUCAACACCACUGGGUAUUCCCAGUGGUAGCAUGGCAUGCUGGGGGGUUUUCCAAUGGUGCCCUGGUGUUUGUAUGUUUACAAGCUUUGUAUGUUUACCUUGCAGGGGGAGUGUCCCAGAAUUACCGCCUAAGAAAAUGAUUGGAAGAUUCCAUCCCACAUUCUUGACAAUGCGACAGGAAGGACUACAACACUUUCUUGAAACGUAUGUAUUCCUCAACAAAUCAUUCAGAUGAUUUAUGACACAGUUUGUCCAUUUAGUCAAUCCAGAAAACAUCCAUACCACCCCCACAGAGGAACUUGGUCGUUAACCCCCUACCCUCUUCGAACCUCCUAAUACACUUACUAUUAUCAGAAACAAGUUUUUCUUCCCUCCAGAAGGCCAUAAUGUGGCCCAAUGUUCCCCACUUUGUCAUUUUAUUCUGUUGAACACCAAACAAUUUUAUUUGUCAAGGGAAAGUAUUGGCACAGAAUACUACACAGAAGUCCAUCUCCUUUGUUUUUUUGUGUCAGCUCUAUUCGUCAUGAUUCAUCAAUCAGCAAGUACUGUAAACAGAAGCAGUCACCCCCCUGGAUGUGUGCCCAUUUUGAGUAUUUCCUGGGGGAGACUGCUUCUGUUUACGGCACUUACUGAGUGAUGAAUCAUGACAAAUAGAGCUUAUGCAAAAAACAAAGGAGAUGGACUUCUGUGUAGUAUUCUGUGGUAUUGGGCACUUCAGAGUACAAUGCAACUUAAUGGGUCAACACAUUGUGUUGUCUAGAACCCAAUGUGGCCUAUUUUCAUACUCCAUCUAAUGGCUGAAAAAAGUAUUUAUCAAGGAUUCAAGGGGAAGGUGUUAAUGUACUAAAAUUUCUUUCAGUGUCCUAAAUAUCAACAAGUUCCUGUCAUUCAGCGGUCUGCACUUGUUCUUACAAUCACCAAUGACGGUUGAAGAAAUUGACGAUUUUCUUGAUGGAAAAUAUGAUGAGAAAACUGUUGAAGACUUGUUGGAAGAUUUUGGCUGUGCAACAAACACAGACAAUCCCUUCAGCGUGUUUUUAAGAACAGAGAAUACAGGUGUUAUUAUUAGUAACAGAGCAGGACGAUCUGUGUCGUACGACAGACUACCAAGUACUGUAUCACAGGAUGAGAGGAUGCUAAGUAGAUCGUCUGUUGAGUCAUCAGAUCACUCUUCUGGGAGCUACACUGGUGUGUUUUAACAGCAGAGAAAUUGUAAAAAGUUUUAAUAUAAAUGUAAUGUAUUAUUGUAAAGAUAUGAAUUGGAUGGUGGAUGUCAAGGAUGGUGCUGAGCCAGGAAUUCAAAAGGCUAAAUCAUCCAAACUUUGCAGAAGUAGAAAAAAGAAGAGAGCUUUGAUGUUCCAUUUUAUGUGAAAGUUUGAGGUUUCUGUGAAAUCUUCCCAUUUAGGGAAUACCAUUUUACCAGCCUAGACCUAGGGCCUUUCUCAUGUGAGAAAACUAGAACCUAGGCAAUUCGGCCUGCCUCGUAAUGUCAUUGAAGUCAAUUAACCUGCAAAUCAAGUGCCACCUGCCGAGUAAAGGCCCUAGGUCUAGGUAGCCAUUUUACCUCGUUUUAUUGCUCUUAUUCAAAACAUUAGAGCCUGGAGGUAUAUACAUCCAAGCAAGUUUUUAACACAUGGGAAAUGUUACAUUUCCCUUACCAUUCGUGGAUUUUAUAACUCGAUGACCAGUGGUUAAAGUAAUACGUAAAUAUUAAUUACCAAUACGUAAUUUAUUGACAAAUUGCUAUUUAUAUUACGAGUUAUCCUUUCUAAUGAGAUAUUCUACAGUACUAAUUCGUAAAAUUUAAAUUCGUAGACGUUAACAUGAUCAGAACAGCAUUUGCUGCAAAUACCCUGGUAGGAAUCGAACCUGCCAACCCUUUGAUGCCAGUGCAGUAUUGAAAUUUUUUUCAUACUACACUGGAAAUUUUUCCAAAUCUUUACUGUGAAAAUAGUAUGGUUUUUCCGUUGAAAAUAGUAUGGAAAUCCAAUUUUCAUAUUAAUUGCAUACUAUGGAUAUAGUAUGGAAAUAAUAUGGAUUUCGUGGUGCAUUUGCAAAUUCCAUAGCAUGGAUUUCACUAGGAAUGAGCAGUUGGGAAAAAUGCAAUGCAGGAAUCGAACCUUCGGCCCUGCGAUUCCGGUGUGGUAUAACUAUACUGGUAAUAGACAAUUCCCAUUAUAGACUAAUUUUAAAACUAGGCAAGGAGAUGCAAAUAAAUCACCACAGCUAGAAAGAGCAUACUAAAAUUAGUAAAAUUGCAAAGUUUGGUUGCGAAAUGUUGUAAAAUGCAGAAAAUACAGCCUUGCAAAGUUUGCAAAUUUUCAGUCAUUUUGUAUUGCGUGCGGAAUUCCUACCACAUUCGGGCUCAAAUGUGCGUGGUAGGAAUUUCCGCACGCAAUACAAAAGUAUACAAAAUUUGCAAACUUUGCAAGGCUAUAUUUUCUGCAUUUU
This is a messenger RNA of Paramuricea clavata, 4391 nucleotides long. Lineage: Eukaryota; Metazoa; Cnidaria; Anthozoa; Malacalcyonacea; Plexauridae. The record is from the annotation of a GenBank genome assembly.